This is a messenger RNA of Fusarium verticillioides 7600, 1078 nucleotides long. Its product is annotated as riboflavin kinase. The coding region runs from base 236 to 868 and encodes 210 amino acids. Lineage: Eukaryota; Fungi; Ascomycota; Sordariomycetes; Hypocreales; Nectriaceae. Gene Ontology annotation, cellular component: mitochondrion. Gene Ontology annotation, biological process: FMN biosynthetic process; riboflavin biosynthetic process. Gene Ontology annotation, molecular function: riboflavin kinase activity. The transcript has 3 exons. The record is from RefSeq and is a predicted model, not a curated record.
CGCACUUCGGCAUCGCUUCUCUCCGCCCCCGCCAUUCGUCGGAUCUCAUCAUCAACUCCACUCCUCGACUCUGAUAACCACCACCAGCUUCUAUCGACUUCUCACUCACUCUCACUCACUCACUCACUCACUAAGCUUCAUCUUUUACUACCACCACAACUGAACGUGGGUUUACUCAACCCAGUGACACAUACCCGCCCGCUAUCGAGCACAUCUUCGUUUGUGAUUACAUAUCAUGUCUUCCCGUCCUUCAGUUGUCGGCCCAGACUCCGGCCCCGAGGCCCCUUAUCCGCUUCACAUGGAAGGCAAAGUGAUUUCUGGUUUUGGCCGCGGCUCCAAAGAGCUCGGCAUCCCAACUGCCAACCUCCCUGUUGACGAGGCCCUCACACCAUGGAUCGCCAACAUCUCCUCUGGAGUCUACUUCGGCUAUGCCUCUCUCGCUCUGCCCACGACACACCCGGACAUCCCAUCGGCUUCAUCCAACGAACCUCCCAAGGCUGGCACAGAGGAUGCUCUCCUCGCUGCCGAAGCCCCUGCUAAUCCUCCUUUCCACAUUUUCCCCAUGGUUAUGUCCAUCGGAUACAACCCCUUCUACAAGAACACAGUUCGCAGCGCAGAGGUUCAUGUGCUGCACAAGUUCACCGCAGACUUUUAUGACGUGCCCAUGCGUCUCCUCAUCCUCGGCUUCAUCCGUGAGGAGAAGGACUACAAGAGUCUGGAGGCUCUGAUUGAAGAUAUCAACUUUGAUUGCGAGGUUGCAAAGAACAGCCUUGCCCGAGAGGCCUGGGCUCCUGCAAAGGGACGUGUUGUUGGCGGUAAAGAUCUUGAGGGCAAAUUAGAUGUCCAGUGGUUACUUCGAGAUGCCUAAGAUAGACCCGAGAGAAAUAGAACAUGGAAAAAAGUGGCCGGGAGUUAUGGAUAGAUAGCAACAUAGAAGAGCUGGAAUCUUUUUUAGAAAGUCAUGGUUGUUUCAUUUCACAUCUGCUCAACUACCUGGGUAUCAUGCGAAACCCCCAUCUGCCUGACUUAUAGCACUACCAAUAAACUAUGCAGCAUCAAAGCUAAUCUUCUAUGCAAA